AUAAAGCUACAUCAGCUGUUUGGGUUUUUUUGACAUUUGUUAUUGUUGUCAACUGUCAAAUAUAAUUUACAAAAAUAAGCUUAAUUUGUUAAUUAGUAAAAUUAUAUUUAAAAAAUGACUGCAAAAGUUUAUCAAGCUGAUCAUGAAUUAGAAACUCGAGUAAAGAAAGCAACAGAAAGAAUAUCAGAAAAUAUGCAUAUUGUUGCAAAUGAGCCAUCAUUAGCAUUCUACAGAUUACAAGAACACGUUAGAAAAGCACUACCACCAAUGGUAGAAAAACGUGUUGAAGUAUUAGAAUUAAAAAAACAAUUACAAGGUCAUUGUUAUGAUGUUGAAUAUGCUGUAAGUGCUAUAAAAACAAUGCAAGAUGCUGAUAAAAGUUUUAUCAAUACAAUUGAGCUAAUUAAAAAUUCAAUACAUUUAAAACAACAACUUAAAUUUGAAGAACAACGUAGAAAUAAAAAAGAUGGUCAAAGAGAUUCAAUGUAUAAAAGAUUAUCAGCUCAUAUACCAACACUUGAUCAUUUGCCUGAUGAUAUAUCUGAUGUUGUACGUGAAACAGCAAAUAGAGUUGAAUCAAUGAUGAAUCAUGCUAGACAUACAAAUGAAUUACAAAGAUCUAAUACAACACAAAAUUAAUUUACUCAUUAAAACAAAUUUAAAUAAUUCAACCACUAUUAAUUAUAUUUUUAAAACAAGUCUGUUUAAUUUACAAGCUGUAUUAUUAAUUAUAAAAAAUAUAUUUAUAGUUUAUUUUAUAUAUUAUUAUUUUAAUUGAAUUUACAAAAAUAUAUAUCUUAAUGUUGAUUAAU
Messenger RNA from Aphidius gifuensis, 812 nucleotides. Its product is annotated as BLOC-1-related complex subunit 8 homolog. The record is from RefSeq and is a predicted model, not a curated record. Gene Ontology annotation, cellular component: BORC complex. The transcript is spliced from 2 exons. Lineage: Eukaryota; Metazoa; Arthropoda; Insecta; Hymenoptera; Braconidae. The coding region runs from base 115 to 639 and encodes 174 amino acids.